UUGUUGUCUGAAACUCGGGUUCGACGUCGUGGUACCUGUAGUGUGGCGCAUUCACGUCUGUACGGUGAAAAUAGAAGUACCACAGGGACCAGCCGGUGCGGGACGGGUUCUAAACGUUUCCCGGUAGGUGUUCUGAUCAGAAAGUAACUUGGGUGGAAAACGACAAGACCUGGAACUUUUUCUACGCCAGGAGACACUUUUUGAGAGAGAGAGAAAAAAAGAAACAUGGCAGACGAGGAGCAACUCAUUUCUUCCACCACUCCUCUGUUUCCUGAGGGGCACCAUUACCAGGCCGAUCCAGACCCAGAACCGGACCUCGAGCCAAAGCAGAACCUCUUCAGCGCGGAUGACAUAGUGGACUUGGUCGGUGGGGCUCAGGACGCGUUGGAGCGGCACAUAGCUGAAGACUCAGUCCUGCAGGAGUUUAGUUUAACUUCCACGGAGCCAGAAGUGAGGGAACCUGAACCGGAACCCGCACCGGAGCCCGUUGUAGAGAGGGCAGUCCCAGACUCCAGCUUCUCGUUUGUUCCUGAAAAACCUGAAGUGCUGGCCCCCAAAGCCGAACCGGAGAGUACCCGUAUACUCCCGGAGCCACAGGCGGAACCUGACCCCGAGAGCGACGCCCUCCUAGCGGCUGUAGCCCGGAAAGCAUCGCCAGCCCCCGCAGAAGCAUCCGACCAACCCACGGUGACACAGGAACCAGCGGCUCCGGCGUCGUAUGUACCUUCUCCUUCUAAAGCUCAGCCUUGUCCUCUGAUGCAGUUCCCUACAGAACUUGGGCAGAAGGGUGAUUCCCCUGCUCCCAUCUCUCCCAUCUCCCCUCUGCACUCACCCGACUCUCUAGAAGAGCUUUCUCUGACUGAGAGUCCAAACCAGCCUCCUGCAGGAUCUGCUGCAUCCUUGGGCUCCUUCUCCAUUGAACCCUCCAGUGCUCUUUCCAAGGACAUGCCUUGGAAGGGUGAAGAUGUCCAUAGUAAAAAUAAGGAAGACCAUCUAGUUUCAUUAGCUGGUCCUUAUCUGAGUUUAGGGAAAGACACAGGGCCUUAUAAUCCGUGUGAAGACAGUGGCGUCUCCUUUUCACCUGAGGAAAAGCUGGUUAACUCAGAUAGGUCCUCCACUGGCCCCUCCCCUGUCAACCCCCACAUGAUGGUUCCUGAGUCUCACCUUGCCUCCUCUAACCCAACAGAGUCCUGGGAUUUACCAUUCCUUUCAUCUCAAGAUAACUCCAAGGCCCCUAUGGAUUCCUUCACCAAGGACACAUCUACCAUUAGUCCUUCCAAAUAUGAGCCAGAUGUUUGUGCCAACCACUCUGAUGAAGAUGAUGACUUGAUGUACGAAGUGAAGAGGAAUAAUAACCCAUUUGAGGGCUAUUCCCCUUUGGCAGACAGUGGCUACUCCCAUUUUGGAGAGCCCAAGUCUGAAACCCAGGCAUCCAAAAUGUCGGACAGUCCUACGCCAGAUCUGGUCCAGUAUGGGCAGAGCGGAGGGUCACAGGAGAAUCUACCAUCCAUUUUAGAUGAGGGUAAAACAUUUGAGACCAGCAAAAUAUCCAGUGAGUCACCCAUGCAGUCCCUAAAUCAAUUCUCAUCUGGCCCUAAAAACGGUGAUGGUGAAGAGGAAGAAGACUCUACUCUCCCACCAUCACUCCCAGACAUCCUGAAGUCUUCCCCCCUCAACCCUGAAAAAGUUGAUUCUGGAUCAUCUGAGGGCAGUCCAGAGGAGCAGAGCCCUAUCCUUGAGCGUCGGAUGAUGGAGUCCCCCAACCCUCCAAUUAACCUGUCUGCUAACAACCCAUUUGCUUUUGACACUAAAGUGUCCCUGCUGAAGGAAAUGACAGAGGAGAUGGAGGCAAGGGCUACAGAUAAACCAGAUGUUGAUGAUAAAAGCUUUGGUGCUUUUGAUCUGGUCAAAGAGGCAGAAGAAUCUACUCCAGCUAAAGUCAAAGAGGAAGCUGUCAAAAUUGAGCAGAAAGAUUGGUUCUCAAGCCAGGAUUCUCCCAAGAAUAUUGAAAAGUUUGAACCACUUGACUUCCAGAGCAAAAAGAACAUUGUGGAGGAUUCUGAUUCUGAGUCGCCAACAGCAGACUCUCUGUCUCCGGUCUUGGAGGCCAUGGCCAAGAAUCCUGCCAGCUUUCAGGUAGAAACUGACCAGAAUGACCUGAAGAUGGAGCUGGAAGAACCAGAAGUGGGCGAGGAGGUCUCUGAGCAUGAAGUCUCCUCUGAGGAGUUUGAGUUUAUUGAGAGACCACCCAAAGGCGUCAUCGAUGAGUUUCUUGAAGCACUGGAUACUUCCAAGUUUGCGUCCUCCAAGCCACCAGAGAUCCCCAUGGAUGAUGAUCUUAGCUUUAGUCUGAAGGAUUCAGGUUUAGCAGCUGCUGCUCCUCCAAAAGUAGCAUCACCCCUAGAGUCAAAAGAAGACAUCCCAAGUCAGAGUUCAUACCGCCUCCUCACCCAGGCUUCCCCUCAGAAGACCAAGGCAGAGCUGGAGAAGCUAGACAUCCAGCAGCAUGUGACCCAAGCUCCCCUCACCCGUUCCCCUGUUGGCAAACCUGAGGAGCUGGUCACUAAGAAGAGCAGCCAAGGAGGCAGGUUCUUUAGGAUCCCAAACCUGAACAUAAAAGCAGUGGUGGAUCUCCUGUACUGGCGUGAUGUGAAGACGACAGGUGUGGUGUUCGGCGCCACCUUGCUGCUGCUGCUCUCCCUGACAGUGUGCAGCAUCGUGAGUGUCUGCUCCUACAUCGGCCUGGCUCUGCUCUCCGUCACCAUCUGCUUCAGGAUAUACAAAGGCAUCCUGCAGGCCAUCCAGAAGUCCGACGAGGGGCACCCCUUCAAGCAGUACCUGGACCAGGAAGUGGCCCUGUCCAAGGAUGUGGUCCAUAAGUACAGCGACGUGGCUCUGGAGAAACUCAACAAGACUAUCGGUGAACUCAGACACCUGUUUCUGGUGGAGGACCUGGUUGACUCCAUCAAGUUCGCCGUGUUGAUGUGGAUUCUGACCUACGUUGGCGCCCUGUUCAAUGGCCUCACUCUUCUUAUCCUGGGUCUGGUCGCUGCCUUCAGCUGUCCCAUCAUCUACGAGAAACACCAGACUCAGAUCGACCAUUACUUGGCUCUGGUCAACAACCAGAUCAAAGACAUCGUAGGGAAGGUCCAGGCCAAGGUUCCCGGCUUGAAGCGCAAAACUGAGUGAAGGAAAUAAAAGUUUGGAUCCAGGAAGUCCUGUUGAGGUUGUGGGGGGGUCUGAUAUGAAGGAGGGCUGGGGGGGGGGGGGGGGGGGGGGGGGGGGGGGGGGUCAGAAUAAUAAACUUUUUUUCCAGUUCAGAAUUCCCUUUUGUUUUUAUUUUCAGGAAAACUUCAGUCGACUCGGCACCGCACGCCUCCUUUUUUAUUUAGUUAGUUGUUUAUGCAAGUUUAAGCCCCGCCUCUUUUCACUUGGGUCAUUGUGGGAGGUCAGGAGCUCCUCCAGCUGGGUGGGCCUGUUGGAUUCUUUUGUGAUGGACAGGAGCAGAGAGGCUUUAGUUUCUCAUGAAGAUGAGCACGGCGACUCAUCGCUCAGUGUGAGGUUUUUGCCUGAAUAUUUCCACUCUCAAAUCUGUUUUUGUGAUUCUUUAGUCGGUUUUUGUUUCUCAGUAACAUGACAAACGACGUCUCUGACUCCAGAUGAGGCGGCGGGGAGGGGAGGUUGUACUAAAGUCUUCAUUGCUUCUGAGUAACUGUAGGUAGAAACAUCUAGAAACCCCUUUGGCAUCAUUAACCACAUAAAACUCAUCACGCCAUCACCGCUGUCUCGUAGAAACUGCAACGUUUACAGAAACUUAUUUAAAAAACAAAUGGGAUUUAGGAUCAACGUGUCUGUGGAGCAGAGUUCUUCAUAAAGUUGCUACUUGAUGUGACUUUGAGAAACUUUCAAGCAUCUGUUUGUUAUGCAAGUAUAAUUGUGAAUGAUAAACUUCUUCAUACUUCAAUUGUGACGAUUAAAAAGCUCCCAGCUGGGAGUCGUGUUUGUGGAAUGCAUUGUGAGAUGUAAACAGUUAUCAAUAAAGCUUCUAGAUGAAGACAA
This is a messenger RNA of Nothobranchius furzeri (turquoise killifish), 4059 nucleotides long. It is a transcript of the gene rtn4a, whose product is annotated as reticulon 4a. NCBI's taxonomy places the organism in Eukaryota, Metazoa, Chordata, Actinopteri, Cyprinodontiformes, Nothobranchiidae. Gene Ontology annotation, biological process: neuron differentiation; endoplasmic reticulum tubular network formation; brain development. Gene Ontology annotation, cellular component: postsynaptic density; neuron projection; endoplasmic reticulum membrane. The record is from RefSeq and is a predicted model, not a curated record.